Messenger RNA from Diatraea saccharalis (sugarcane borer), 1025 nucleotides. The record is from the annotation of a GenBank genome assembly. Lineage: Eukaryota; Metazoa; Arthropoda; Insecta; Lepidoptera; Crambidae.
UUGUCAAUGUAGGGAUGACGCUAAGUAUGCAGCCAGGCACGUUGCCAGUCGGCUCUGUGGCCCAAACUAUUCCGAUGACUGGUAUGCCGCAAACUAUAUCGAUGGUCCAACAAAUACAUCCUGUAAGUAAUCUUAAUUUGCAUUUAUGAUAGACAGAUAUAUUGUAUAAUUAUUAAUAUUUAUUUCAAUGAAUUAUUUUACAUCAAAUAGUGAUAAUCAUUAUAAUAAAUUUUACUGAAAUGUAUAUUAUUGUUUUGAUAACGUAUAUUUUUAGUGUUACCUAUUAUAUAAAAUAUAUCAAUAUAACAAAAAAAAAAAACACGAAAUAAAAACUAACAAAGAAAUAGAACCAACUUCAAACUUAAAAAAUAAUACUUAUAUCGAAAGCGAGUUAUUCAAGAGAAUCUAUUUUUUGUUAUCUUUUGCAACCACAGCUGAGUGGGAUGGCUCAGCCUGGAACGUUGGUUGGACAGAUCAAUAGUGGACAGCAACAACAGAACGCUUCUCUCACUCAGGUGCAGCCACAGACUAUAGUCAGUAAUGGCCUAGUGCAGACUUCUGUAGGUAUGGCAGUGCAACAACAGCAAGGUUUGGCUCACGCCACGUCAAUGCAAACGGUGUCGGGCAACAAUUUAAACUCGCCACAGUUGACGUUGCAAUCGGCUCAAGGCACUGUGGGUCUGAUAGCCGGACCGGUGCCGGGCUCUGUGUUGCCGUUGCAGCCACAGACUACACUAGUGGCACACGUUAAAAGCGAAGAUGAUAAAGGACAAGCGAUCGCGCCGCCUGCUAGUGUGGUAAGCCCCUUUCUUUACUUUUUUACGGAGACUUUUGACACAAAAUCCACGAACGGAACUGUGUUCUUACAAGAUCGUUCGAUAGUUCAUUUUUUAAAAGUAGAUAUAAAACCUUUAGCUGUCCAGUCUCUGUAGCAUGAACAACGCAUGUCACGCGAUAUGUAAUAUAAUAUUGGAAAGCUCGUAAUCCGUCUCACGUACACUGCUUAAAUGUAAGCAGGACAGUAA